Molecule: messenger RNA, 503 nt
Organism: Ochotona princeps (American pika)
Lineage: Eukaryota; Metazoa; Chordata; Mammalia; Lagomorpha; Ochotonidae
Product: cytochrome c, somatic-like
Biological process (GO): mitochondrial electron transport, cytochrome c to oxygen; mitochondrial electron transport, ubiquinol to cytochrome c
Cellular component (GO): mitochondrial intermembrane space
Molecular function (GO): electron transfer activity; heme binding
Source: RefSeq, a predicted model, not a curated record
AUGAGUGAUGCUGAGAAAGGCAAGAAGAUUUUUGUUCAGAAGUGUGCCCACUGUCACACCGUGGCAAGAGGAGGCAAGCGCAAGACCGGACCCAAUCUCCAUGGUCUGUCUGGGUGUAAGACCGGCUAAGCCGCCGGCCUCUGUUAGAUGGCCAACAAGAACAAGGGCAUCCCCUGGGGGGAGGACACUCUGAUGGAGUACCUGAAGAAUCCCUACAAGUACAUCCCAGGCACCAAGAUGAUCUUCGCCGGCAUUAAGAAGAACAAUGAGAGAGCAGACUUGAUAGCUUAUCUCUAAACAGCACUAAUGAGUAACGCUUGGCCACUGCCUUAUGUAUUACAAAACAGAAAUGUCUCAUGACUUUUUUUAAUGUCCACCAUAAUUUAAUUCUCCUAUACCAGAAUUCAGAUCAUGAAUGGCUGACAGAAUAUUUUGGUUCGGCAGUCCUGACUUUAAAUAAGAUUGCGUUGUGUGGCCAAAUAAAAAGCGGUUGGGUUUGUUGA